Messenger RNA from Lachancea fermentati, 372 nucleotides. The record is from the annotation of a GenBank genome assembly. NCBI's taxonomy places the organism in Eukaryota, Fungi, Ascomycota, Saccharomycetes, Saccharomycetales, Saccharomycetaceae.
AUGGCCAAACAAUUCACAUACAAAGAAAUCGCUGAACACAACACUGAGGGCGAUCUGUGGAUGAUCAUUGACGGUAAGGUGUACGAUUGCUCCAAAUUCGUCGAUGAGCAUCCAGGUGGUGAAGAAGUUUUGCUUGAUUUAGGUGGUCAAGACGCUACUGGUCCAUUCGCUGAUAUUGGCCACUCAGAUGAUGCCGUUAAAAUGCUAGAAGACUUGUACGUUGGUGACUUGGACAAGGACAGUGAACCUGUGAAGAGAGUUGAGGCUGAGCCUUCCUCUUCCACCACUGGGGGUGAGGGUAACGGUGCUUUAAUUCUAGCUCUCCUCAUUGUUAUUGCCGCGGUUGUUAUUUACUACAUGAACCAACAGUAG